Cuscuta europaea is the source of this 3831-nucleotide messenger RNA. The record is from the annotation of a GenBank genome assembly. NCBI's taxonomy places the organism in Eukaryota, Viridiplantae, Streptophyta, Magnoliopsida, Solanales, Convolvulaceae.
GCGGAGUAUCACUUAACCUAUUUGACUGGCGCAUGAUUGCUGCUAGAAUGCUCAAAAAGAAUGUAAAGAUAUGAUGUUUGGUGGAAUAUGAUUUUACUCACACAUCGUGUUUUCUUUUUCUUUUCUUUCUUUUGUUGACCAUUAAUUUAGCACUACCCAUUUGUUUUUCAUUACCUUGUCCAAGAACUGUAAUUAAUUUUCAUUUAAAGUCUAAAAACCAGUCCCACAAAAGCCCACCGUCAUAAUUUGAAAAUUAGCUACUGUUGCCGAAUCUCAAGAUCUCACGAGAAUGCUAAUAAUCAUUGAGUUAAUUAUGCUUCCCAUGUGAUGAUUUGCUGUACACUUGUUUUUUUAUUAGUUUGAACCCAAAUCACUCAAUAUAAUCUUCUUUAAUUGAUUCACAUCUCUGUUGCAGGCUAUAUAUCCUUAAUCAUGGAACAGUAAGACAAGAUUUUUAUUCAUUCAUCUCACAUUAAUUACUGGUAUUAGUAGAAGAUUAAAGAAAAUGAAGUCACCUGUGACAUUGUGCUUCAUCUUCUUCAGCAUUGUUGUUUCUUCUUCUUCUUAUAAGGUUGAGGGAGAUGAUGAAGUGUCUGCUUUGCUGUUGCUAAAAGCGGGUCUGGUUGAUCCGACUGGUCAGCUUAAAGACUGGAGAUUGCCAGUGAAUGGUUCUGAUUACUGCAAGUGGACUGGAGUGAGAUGCAGCUCCACCAUUAAUGGAGCUGUUGAAAAGCUUGACCUUUCCGGCUUGAAUCUAAGCGGCGGGAUAUCGGAUCAAAUCGCUUCCCUCAAAAGAUUAAGUUACUUGAAUAUUUCAUGCAAUGGGUUCUCAUCUACGUUGCCGGAAUCUCUGUUCAGUCUCACUUCACUACAGGUCAUUGAUCUGAGCCACAACUCGUUCUCCGGCGGAUUUCCGUCCGGCCUCGGAAGGUUAGGCUCUGGACUGAUAUCGUUGAAUUCUUCUAGUAACAACUUCUCCGGUUAUCUCCCCGAUGAUCUUGGAAACGCAACGCUUCUCGAGAGUUUGGAUUUCAGAGGGAAUUUUUUCGAGGGCUCCAUUCCGGUUUCUUACAGGAAAUUGGGGAAUUUGAAGUUCUUAGGGCUUUCCGGGAACAAUCUCACCGGCCCGAUUCCGAAAGAGCUCGGAGAGAUUUCUUCGUUGGAUACACUGGUUCUGGGAUACAAUGCGUUUGAAGGUGGGAUUCCCGCGGAGUUCGGGAAUCUGACGAAUCUCAGGUAUCUGGAUUUGGCAGUCGCGAAUCUUGGCGGGAAAAUCCCAAUCCAAAUUGGAAAUCUGAAGAUGUUGAACACGCUGUUCUUAUUCCAGAACGGUUUGGAAGGAGAAAUUCCGGCAGAGAUUGGGAAGAUGGAAUCACUGCAGCAGCUGGAUCUCUCUGAUAAUAUGUUGUCAGGCGAAGUUCCUCCAGAAAUUUCAAACCUGAAGAACUUGGAGCUAUUGAGCUUGAUGCGGAACGGGUUGUCGGGUUCGAUACCCGAUGGGAUUUCAAGCUUGGCCCGAUUAGAAGUUCUUGAGCUAUGGAACAACAGCUUUUCUGGCCCGUUGCCGAGUGACCUCGGCCUGAAGUCUCCUCUGGAAUGGAUAGACGUCUCCUCCAAUUCCUUCUCCGGACCGAUUCCUCCAUGGAUUUGCAGCCAAGGUAAACUCACCAAGCUUAUCUUGUUCAACAAUGCUUUCUCUGGCCCUAUUCCGCCCGGGUUAUCCAAAUGUGGUUCCCUGGUUAGGGUUAGGAUCCAAAAUAAUCUCCUUUCGGGGACGAUCCCGCCCGGUUUCGCCAUGCUCGGGAAUCUCCAGAGGCUUGAAGUCGCAAACAACAGUCUCUCUGGCCAAAUCCCUACCGACAUAGCUUCCUCUCUUUCUUUCGUUGAUCUCUCCCAAAACCGUCUCCAAUCCUGUCUUCCUUCAUCCAUUUUCACCAAUCCUUCUCUUCAGAACUUCAUCGCCUCGAACAAUGAUCUGGAGGGAGAAAUCCCGGAUCAUUUCCAGGGCUGCCCUUCCCUCUCAGUCCUCGACCUCUCCUCAAAUCGUCUCUCUGGAAACAUUCCACCCAGCAUAUCUUCAUGUGGGAAGAUGGUGAAGUUGAAUCUAAGCAACAACAGAAUAAACGGGGCGAUCCCAGAAGCAAUAGCCAACAUGCCCACAUUAGCCAUUCUCGAUCUCUCAAACAACACCCUUACGGGUAGGAUACCUUUCAACCUCGGGAACUCUCCGGCCUUGGAAACACUCAAUGUGUCUUACAACAACCUUGACGGUCCCAUCCCUGACAAUGAAAUGCUCGGGACAAUAAAUCCGAAUGAUCUCCGGGACAAUUCUGGUCUAUGUGGAGGAGUGCUCCCCCCAUGCUCCAAGAACAUGUCAAGGCACAGAGGUCUUCAUGAGAAACACAUUGUAGUAUUCCUUAUUGGGAUUUCUGCACUCAUAGCUGUAGUUGUCAUCGGUUUUGGGCUAAGAUUCAUUUACAAAAGAUGGUAUGAGAAUGGGAGUUGUUUGGAGGAGAGAUUAGAAACUGGAGAUGGAGAGUGGCCGUGGAGGUUGAUGGCGUUCCAAAGAAUAGGGUUCACAAGUAAAGAGGUGUUGGCAUGCAUCAAAGAAUCAAAUGUGAUAGGAAAGGGAGCAACGGGAGUGGUUUAUAAAGCUGAGAUGCAGAGACUGAGCACAACUGUUGCGGUUAAGAAACUAUGGCAUUCUGCAAGAGACAUUAUUGAGAUGGGAUCAUCAGAAAGCGAAGACGUGGUAGGUGAGGUUAACGUCUUGGGAAGAUUACGACAUAGAAAUGUGGUGAGACUACUAGGAUUCCUGCACAAUGAUCGAGAGGCAAUGAUAGUAUAUGAGUACAUGGAGAACGGCAGCCUUGGGGAAGCGUUACAUUGUAAAAGGCUCCUAGUGGACUGGGUGUCAAGGUAUAACAUAGGUGUCGGGGUGGCACAAGGCCUAGCAUACCUCCACCAUGAUUGCCACCCGGCCAUCAUUCACCGUGAUGUGAAGUCAAACAACAUCUUGCUUGAUAUGAAUCUUGAAGCAAGGAUUGCUGACUUUGGGCUGGCGAAGAUUAUGCUCACCAAGAAUGAGACGGUUUCCAUGGUUGUGGGAUCUUAUGGAUACAUUGCUCCUGAGUAUGGGUACACCUCUAAAGUUGACGAGAAGAGCGACAUAUAUAGUUACGGGGUUGUGCUUCUGGAGCUUGUAACAGGAAAACGGCCAUUAGAGCCUGAAUUUGGAGAUUCAGUGGACAUUGUAGAAUGGAUGCGCAUGAAAAUCAGAGACAACAGAUCGCUAGAGGAGGCAGUGGACCCGAGUGUGGGUAACAACAAACACGUACGGGAAGAGAUGCUGCUAGUCCUGAGAAUUGCCUUACUUUGUACUGCAAAGCUACCCAAGGACAGACCUUCCAUGAGGGACGUCCUAUCGAUGCUUAGAGAGGCGAAACCACGGCGGAAGGGCAGCAACGCCAAUGAUGGAGUUGGCAUGCCAGUGGUGUUUAGCACAUCGCCUGUAAAUGGCCUUUUGUAAUUUUAAAAAUAACAGAAAAAAUACAAAAACAAGAAUGGCCAGGCUGUCCAAGUAAUCUUGUCAUUGUAAUGAUUUUCUGAAGUUUUUGUAUGUAGGCAUAUGUACCUGGUUUUAAUAGGGUACUACAUUGCAUCUGUAUGCAAGAAUGCAUGCAUGCAUGCAUGAAUGACAGUUUAUUUUGCAUUCAACCAGCAGGGAAAUGUUCGUCCAGUAUUUAUUAAGUCAAUCACCCAUAUGUUGGUGUAAUACUUUAAUUGAUAAAAGUGUAUCUUCACUUAAGUAAUGCCAAGCAACAAGAGGUU